AUGCAGACUCUCAGCUCUCCGCUGGCCCUCCUCUUCCUGGUCACCCAGACCCCGGACCAACCCAUUGGGGAGGGAAAGGAAGGGGGCACAAUCCAGGAACCAGAGGCCACAGAGGCCCAGGAUGCAGCCGCCAUCCUGAUGGCUGCCAGAGCUGUGGACUGUGAUGCCUCAGAUGCUGAACGGCGAGGCAGCCGCAAAUGCCACUGCAGGGUGUCUUGCUACAUUUUUGAGAGACCCUGAACAGCGAAGGAUCUACUGCUCCUGCAAGACAAAUUGCUUCUUUUGGGAGCGAGUACGGGGGAGAUGCUAUCGAUCAAUCUUCAUCUACAGGCUUUGCUGCAGAUGAAGCAUCUCUCUCACAGUUCCCAUCCUGCGGGGACGCUCAUUACUCCUUUCUGUCCUCAACCUUCUCAACUAUGUC
This is a messenger RNA of Tachyglossus aculeatus (Australian echidna), 421 nucleotides long. RefSeq names its product defensin-A1-like. NCBI's taxonomy places the organism in Eukaryota, Metazoa, Chordata, Mammalia, Monotremata, Tachyglossidae. The record is from RefSeq and is a predicted model, not a curated record. The transcript has 3 exons. Bases 1 to 240 code for a protein of 79 amino acids.